UGGCUCCGGUGACGUCAGGACGCGACCUGUCUCAGCCCUCAAGUCACAUGAGACGUUUCGUCUGCUAAAUGUUUAGUUUCUUCACGUUUCACUGAUUUCUCUGCUUGAAACAUCUUCCUCGAAGUGAAAGUGAAACAGGAGCCGUCGUGGAACCAACAUGGACGAGGACGGGCUUCCGAUCGUGGGCUCCGGCGUGGAUCUGACCAAGGUUCCUGCCAUCCAACAGAGAAGAAUCGUUGCCUACCUGAAUCAGUUUGUUGUGCAUACGGUUCGAUUCCUGAACCGCUUCUCCACAGUCUGCGAAGAGAAACUUGCAAACAUAUCUCUUCGCAUCCAGCAGAUUGAAACCACUCUGUCUAUUUUGGAAGCCAAGCUGUCUUCCAUUCCUGGCCUGGAGGACGUGACAAUCGAGGGAGUCGGUCAGCAGCCGCUGCCGCAGCCAACUGUUCAGGCUAACGGGCCGACUGCUGCCUCUCAGAGCCAAGUCAGUGCUCCACUGGCAGAGACGCGGCCACCCCUACAGCCCAUUCAGACUGUGCAAGAAGCUGUUCCGACGCAGACACCGGUUCCAGAAGCAGCUGCAGAAAAUGUCCUGACGGUGGCCAAGGACCCACGUUACGCCCGAUACCUGAAAAUGGUGCAAGUGGGUGUUCCAGUUAUGGCCAUACGGAACAAAAUGGUCCUGGAGGGUUUAGAUUCCAGCUUGCUUGACACGCCGGACGCCCCGGUUCCCGACGGAGGAGCGAGGAGCGCCGAUGAUCCGGAUGUUGCCGCGAUCAGCUCCGACAGCGAAUCCUCUUUCAGCGACUGACAUCUUCCUCUACGUCCUCCUCACUGCAAAGCUCUCCUGCGAAGACGCCUUACAUCGCUGUGUGAGGUUCAGAACUGUACUAGCACGAGGAUACAGAAGGAGCAGAUGUCGGUGCCUGGAGACGUGUCCCGAGUGAUUGUGAUUUCAGUCUGAAUGAACUGGAAGGGCCGCUCGGACCUCCUCGAUACGUGGUUUGAUUCCUCAAGAGCAUUUUUGAUUAACAAUUGUUGUUUCCAACUCAGAGAGAACAAGUUCCCUCUUUGAUAAUGAACCCUGUGGUCCUCAGAACAUGGCAGUAGCAAGUCGUUUUUCGAGGAGUAGUUAAAACUGGAGGUUUUCUGUGAUAGUGACGUUUCUAUCACAGUCAUCACUUGAUAGUUCUUGCUGUUCUUGUUACAGGGUCCAGACAACAUUUUAAAAUAUAUAUUGGAGAUUUGACUGAUUAAAGGCUGCUCAUAUUAUUAUUCUAAUUUUGGAUAUUACUUGAAAAAGUUGACAUGCUCCAAUAUUCAUAAAAGCCAUCACUUUCCUGACUGCCCAUAGCUGCAGCUCCCUUUUUCAGCCACUUUGGAUUUAGCUCAUGCUUCUUUAAGUGCCCCCCCCCCUCCCUCCUGACGAUCAAAAUGUAAAAUGUGGUGAAUCGAGUCAAACGACAUUACGAUGGUGCAGAAGUAUCGGCCAAUCUACUGAUGAGGUGUUUCAGAAACUCCAGUGUUUUCUGUGGAGGAGAGAAGCUCCUGUUACCACAGACUCUCUGGUGCUUUCACUUUGCAGAACUUUUAUAAAAACCCUAUUUAACACACAAGAGGAAGAAAAAAGCAUCUUAUGUCUCUUUUAGUCCUUUCCUUUGCUAAUCGCUGAGUUAAUGUCAGGGUGAGAAAAACUCAAAUGAAUGUUGUUACAGGAUCAGUCCUCUGCUUAUCUUUAAACCUGCUCGGUAAGGUUUGGUUUGGCUUCAGUGACGUUAGCAUUUUUGGCUGGAAUUCCGAUUGCUUGAAACACUGAUACUCUAAAUAAGUGCACAAGCAGUAAAUUACAUGAUACGCCAGUAAACAAUACAUGGCUCAUCACAGUUAACAAGCUGCACUUGAAGAAUAAUGUGUUUCAAGUGUUUUACCCUGAUUUACUGCAGCAUAGAAAGUGACCAUGUUGAAAAAGAGCUUGUGUAGAUUCAGUGUAAGGUCACUGUUGCUUCGAAUUUAUUAACCUAGACAAAAUGAGUAGCUUUGGAAAGUAUGCAGACUAUAUAAAGAUAGAGAAAUGGCAACUCCUUAAAAGUGACGCCAAUGCUUCACAUUCGCCCCCUGGUGGCUGGCCUCUGCAUAGGUGCAUAACUGUCACGCCAAUACCUUCAGUUGGCGAUAACUGGAAAUAUUUUGUUGUGUCUCUGUUUAAGAUUCGUCCAUAACUAACAUUUUUCCAUUGUAAUGCCUAUCGAGCCCGUAGAUUUUACGUUUACGCCCACUGACAUUAUUGAGUGAUAACACCGUUUGUAAACAAAAGUCUUCUUUGUGUUUGACCCACGACAUUUUUCACAACUUGUGUGAACAUGCCCCGAAAAAAUAUUAAUGUAGAGAAACUGUGCCAAGAAUGUUUUAGUACAAAAUACAUUUAUUGUCUUUUGAUAAGAUUUCUAUGAAUGGACAUUACACAAUAGUGUAGAGACGUCUGAAAAGCACUUUGGUUACAAGAGAGAGAAUCGUUGCAUCUGUGAUUUGUGCCUGUAAUAAACACUCAUAUAAUUUGUUCAAAAA
Messenger RNA from Platichthys flesus (European flounder), 2565 nucleotides. RefSeq names its product WASH complex subunit 3 (gene washc3). Lineage: Eukaryota; Metazoa; Chordata; Actinopteri; Pleuronectiformes; Pleuronectidae. Gene Ontology annotation, biological process: exocytosis; actin filament polymerization. The coding region runs from base 158 to 811 and encodes 217 amino acids. The transcript is spliced from 7 exons. The record is from RefSeq and is a predicted model, not a curated record. Gene Ontology annotation, cellular component: WASH complex.